This is a messenger RNA of Patella vulgata (common limpet), 2870 nucleotides long. RefSeq names its product UBX domain-containing protein 4. The record is from RefSeq and is a predicted model, not a curated record. The coding region runs from base 106 to 1518 and encodes 470 amino acids. Gene Ontology annotation, molecular function: protein binding. NCBI's taxonomy places the organism in Eukaryota, Metazoa, Mollusca, Gastropoda, Patellidae. The transcript has 12 exons.
CAAAAGGACAACUGCUGGUUAUUUCCGUAAAUGACUCCACAACUAAUAAUAUCAUAACACGUACAGUAUUUUAUUUUGAUGACUUAGAACAAUAAUAGCAUAAAGAUGAAAUGGUUUGAAGGACAAAUCGCACAGGCAGUUCAAACAUCCAAGGCGAAGAAAUCUGUUUUCAUAGUGUACAUCUCUGGUGAAAAUAAAGAUUCAGAAGAAGUAUCUAAAGCUAUAGAGGAUAAGAGGGUAGAAGAUGUGUGUGAAAAGGGAGAUUGUGUGGCAGUAAAAAUAAAAGCAAACAGUGCUGACUGUGGAUUUUUUUCCCAAAUUUAUCCAGUAGUAGUUGUGCCAUCAAUAUUUUUUAUUGGAGAAAAUGGAGUUCCGCUAGAAGUGACUGGAGGUGCUAUAAAUACAGAUGAUUUAGUUAAGAAAAUAUCUUCAGUUAUUGAGCUAAAUAAAAGUAAAAUUCAGUCAAAUCCGACAACACCAGCUCAAGGAGAUGGUGAUGUGUCACAAGCAUCAUCUGUCACAGAGCCAGUUACACCAGAUGAUGCUUUACCAUCAACAAGUAGUUCACAAGUCUCUAGUCCACUACCUACACCAGAAGAACUGAAAAGACGAGUGGAAAAGGCUGAGGAAAUCAUAGAAAGAAAGAGAGAAGAAAAGAUUAAGAAGGAAUAUGAGGAUGCUAGACGAAAAGAGGAAGAAAAAAGACAACUGGGUAAAGAUGUACAGAAAUUACGACAAUUUCAGAAAGAAAGAGAAAUAUUAGAUGUUCAGAAACAAUUAAAAAAGGAAAAGGAAGAAGACAAAAUAGCUAGACAAAAAAUAAAAGAACAGAUUGCUAGAGACAGAGCUGACAGAGCAGCAAAAUUUAACAAAGAAAAGAAAGAGGAAGAAACAACAUUAAGUGAAGCUAAAAAGGCCAAAUUACAAGCUGAACAGAGGAUAAAAGAAAAAGCUGAAGCAAAGCGAAGUGAAAGUGCAAGAAUCCAGUUCCGAUUACCAGAUGGAUCAUCUGUACCACAAACAUUUCCUUCUAGUGAAACAUUACAAACAGUAUAUAAUUUUAUUUCUCAGCAUAUUGGUGAAGAGGUAGUUUUAUCUACAACAUUUCCUAGAAGAACAUUUAAUGAGUCUGAUUUAACUCAAACAUUAAUUACUCUACAGUUAGCCCCUUCGGCUGUUGUCAUGGUUGUUCCGAGAAGACGAACAACAGCAGUUCAGAGUCGUUCAGCGGGAUCAAGUGAUUUUAUAUCUCUAUUGUUGGCACCAUUCAUGUUUAUUCUUACUUUAUUACGAUCUUUGUUUGCUGGUUCUUCAUCGUCAUCGUCCCAGCCUUCAUCAUCUACUGCCUCUUCUCAACCAUCAUCAUCAUCAUCGUCGUCAUCAGCUACAGGAGGAGACAGACAAUCUAAUCAAGCUUUCAAACGACAGACAGAUGGAAAUAUUCGAAGAUUUAGAAAUGCCCAGGAUGAUGAUGAUGAAAAUGCUACAUGGAAUGGUAACUCAACACAGCAGAUGUAAACUGUGUCCAUCUAUACAAUCUAUAUUGUUAAUAUAAAUAAUUGUUGAUUAUAUUUCAAACUGAUAAACUCUUAUUUUAUCCUAUUCUACAUGCCUCAUAUCUGGUGUGGUCAUCCGUUCUUUCAACAUAAAUUGUAGUUAUAAGUAAAAGUACGCAUAUAUAGGCAGAAUGGACGCAUAGAUGAAUGUAGAAACAGUCAUUUUGAUUUGAUAUUCUGCUGAUGAUUGAUCAAUUAUUAUGCAAAAAAAACAAAACAUAGAGCUUGUAGAAUGUACUGUAAAUAUGAAUGGAGAGUAGUAUUUUAAUUGAGAAUUCUAAUGUUAUAAAGUAUGAUAAAUUUAAAAACGAUGUAUUUCAAUUAUGUUUGCUUGGAAAUUAAAAUAGCUUGUUUUACAUCAGAAUAUUUUUGCUUACUUGGUAAUAUAAACAACAUUUACCCCAUUCUGUGGAUUUGACAAAGAAUUGUGUGAUUUUAAGUAAUUGUGGGGGAGGGGGGUAAAAUGAUGUCUAUAAAGUCUUCAUCCCAUUGUUUAUGUAAUUCUUUGUUAAUUGUAAUUAUUCAAGAUAUUUAUAAAUAAUUUGUAUAAAAUAUUUUUUAUUAUUAAAUCCUCUGAUAUUCUCAGUGUUAUCUGAAUGCUUUAAGGGAAAAUAAUAACCAUUACAUAUAAUAAUAUUUAAUUUCAUGUACAUGAUAUUGAAUUAGGAACUAUUUCUUUCAAUUUAUAUAUCUGGUAAUAAUGCAGGUGAAAGUUAGCAAACAGUGAUCAAUCUUGCCAUAUCCUAACAAAAAAGAAUUUUAAGCAAGCAACUUGUCCCUUGAGCAGAAAUAUUUUAGUAUGCAUUAUUUGUCUGUGAUACAUCUUUCACUAUUCUUACCAAAUAUAUAAUAUAAACAUCCCAUGGAAUAUAUUAAAUGAGGGAUCUGAUUGUCUUAAAACCACUGAUCUUCAAAUGUGUAUAGAAUUUCUCCUAUAUCCACUGAUGGUCAUUUGAGGGAUUUUUAAAAAUAUUGUGAAAGCCUGAUUACAGGAGUUACAAAGAUAUGAUGAAUUUCCAACAUUUGGCAGAUGAUAUAAAAAUCCAGCACCACUUUUAAGUGUUGGGUAAAAUCUUUUGAUGGGCAUCUUUAUAAAUGAUUGAAUCUGAUCUUAAUUAAAUGAUAAAUUAUCAACUUUAAGCUGUGAAAAAUGAGAUAUUGUCUGAAAAUACUUAUGUCCAUCAGUGGAUGCAAUUUAGUGUAGAUUAAGAUCUAUGUAAAAAUAAUUUGGUUUGGCAAAAGGGAUAACCACUGUGCUGGGCAUAAUAGUGUGCAAUGUAAAUUCUUGUUAUAAAAUAAAAGAAAGAUUAUAAA